CACGCACCCCUCGCGCGCCUUGCAUCCCCGACCAGACAUCCAUCCAGCUCGUUCGAUCGGGUCAUUGGCGGCUGGGAUCAAAAUGGCGGACACAGAUGAGGCCGCUAUCCACAUGCCCUCGCAGGAUUCGGGCAUGCACAUUGACACCGACCUCUCAGAUGAGACUCAGGACUUUCGCAUGUUGAAUAGCAUUUCCUUUCUCACAGAUGGAUCCCAACAGACUCUCCCAAAACGAGGCGAAAAGGACUUCGAACCGAAUCCGACGCUCUUCCAAGCCGACGUUCUCUCCGCCUCCCGGCAGGCAAUGCACAAUGCUCUCUCAUACCCCCGGUUACACCACCCGAAAACACAAGUGAUAGGUGUAUUUGCCCCCAAUGGACCAGCGCCUCCACGAUCCGCCCAGAAACUCGAUACGAUUACGGAAGAGUCCGAGCCCUCGAAACCCGCAGGCACGGGAAUGGGCAUCCACGCAGACGCAUGUGUCUAUGUUUCGAAUCCGAAGGGGCAAUAUUUCAAGUCUAUAGGGCAGGCUGAUCGGUGGAACCGCGUAUGGUUGCUCCCGGAGGAGGCUCUGUAUCUACUCGAGAGAGGAAGUCUGGAUAUCAGGUGGCCGUGCUCGGAGGUCGGAUGUGCUGAUGGUGAUGAGACGGAAGACUCGGGGAUUCCGAUGAGCUUGCAGGCUGCUCAUGCGGCCUUCAUGGGGCGGAGCGGUCUGACAAGUGAGAGAUUCUCGGUCUAUACGGGAUUGAGGCGGUUGGGUUAUACGAUUGUUCGUGCUCCCGGGUGGCACGAUGAGGAAGAGAGCGCGGACAGCAGCGAAUCAGAGCCAAUGUCACUGGAGAAGCCGCAGUCUGCCAGUCUAGUUGGGAUCUUUAACCAGCUUUUGCAAUGGCUGUACAGACCCAGCCCUACGACAGCGUUGGGGCCUGUGGCGGGUCUUGGAAUUCAUCGCAGCUAUGACAACAUAUACCGGAGCUUAUCCAUAAUCCCUUGGUAUGACCCGACUACUUCUUCCUCUCCGCCGCCACGUGCAACGGCGCCCUACCGCGUUGUUUUCCAUAUCUACAAACCAUCCACAGCCUUCAAGAAAUCCGCUCCUCCGGCCCCGGACUUCAGACUAGCCGUCGUGAAUGCACGCACUCACACCACCUUCCCGACGUCGUCUCAGCUUGGUGCAUUGCUCGAGAGCACGCCGCUCGACCCACCCGUCGGCGAGAAGAUGAGUCGCCAACUAUACAUGCGGCUCCGGCACGGUUAUAGAAACGUGAUUCUUGCAGUGGUAGAUGAGGGUGUUGUGAGCUAUCUCCGAAUUGCGGACUCGGCGUUUGGCAAGGAGAAUAUCUACAAAGAGAAGAACACGAGGGGCAAUAAAGGACCAUGGCGUCCACGACCGAAAGGGCGAUGAUGAGAUAACCUCCAAUUCGCACAACCUGCGCUAAUCACGACACCUGAGAAGGGUAAGAGCAUGUCCCGCCUAAGAUAGGGCCCUAGGAUCCACCGGUGAAAGGAUAAGGGCUUAAUAUAAUGGUGAAUGGCGACAGAUCUGCCAUCAUCUUUAGGACAUCCGCUCAUAGGUGAGAACGGAUGUAGAUGCUCAGAUGGCCAAGCCAGUGGACUUGUGUGCUGGCUGAAAGAAAACAAAUAUGCGGGGCAAAAGGCUUAAAGAAAAGAUAUGCUACGGGGCUUUUCUGUCUGUUCAUUCCCAGAUCUAUACCCAGACAUCGACGCCAGCCUACCGUAUGUGAAGAGUGAAGUCGAAACCACCAAACUCCAUGUUAAAUAUACAUAUG
This is a messenger RNA of Aspergillus ibericus CBS 121593, 1790 nucleotides long. Its product is annotated as tRNA splicing endonuclease subunit. Lineage: Eukaryota; Fungi; Ascomycota; Eurotiomycetes; Eurotiales; Aspergillaceae. Gene Ontology annotation, cellular component: tRNA-intron endonuclease complex. The record is from RefSeq and is a predicted model, not a curated record. Bases 83 to 1405 code for a protein of 440 amino acids. Gene Ontology annotation, biological process: tRNA-type intron splice site recognition and cleavage. The transcript has 3 exons.